CGAGCCUACAGUAUCUCCUUCGUUUCAAAACAACAUACCAGUGUUUUCUGCGAUCUAGGUCGCUCUGACCGACCCCGCGGUCAAAAGCUCGCGACAUGUCGAAGUCGAGCAAAAACAGCAUUAUCGCUGGCGCGGGGUGUGGUCUGGUCGCAAGUAUAGCGACCUGUCCUUUGGAUGUCAUCAAGACUAAGCUGCAGGCUCAACAAGCCUUACACAAUCAAAAGGGGUACCAAGGGAUUGUCGCCACCGUCAGAUCGGUCGUCAAAUAUGAUGGCAUUCGUGGCAUGUAUCGUGGUCUUGGCCCUACGAUUCUGGGCUACCUUCCGACGUGGGCAAUUUAUUUCGCGGUGUACGACGGGAUCAAGAAUCAUUUCGGGGCGAGGCCGACGGACGACACACCAAGACAACGAAUAUACCCUGCACCACAUGUCAAAGGAUACCAGCCUGUUGCGAGAGAGAAUCCAUGGACGUUGCAUAUCCUAUCUGCUAUGACGGCAGGUGCUACUAGUACCCUAUGUACUAACCCUUUAUGGGUCAUUAAAACGCGAUUUAUGACACAAUCACGAAAUGAAGUCAGAUAUAAACACACACUCGAUGCUGCCAUCACAAUAUACCGGACGGAAGGCUGGCGGGCCUUCUUUCGUGGUCUUCUACCAAGUUUACUUGGUAUACUCCAUGUCGCCGUCCAAUUUCCACUCUAUGAGCAGAUGAAGACCUGGGCGCGGCGGCGAACAAAGACCCACGAUCUAUCACCAUCCGACAUCCUAUUCUGCUCGUCCGUAGCCAAAAUGACUGCAUCUGUAGCUACAUACCCUCAUGAGGUGAUCCGGACACGUCUACAGACCCUUCGAAUAUCUCGGAAUCAACUUAAUGGAGGCCCUCGACCAGUAACCGGAAUCAUCAAGACUGCAAAGAAUAUUGUUGUCAACGAGGGAUGGCGAGGACUCUAUAGAGGACUUUCAAUCAACCUAGCUAGGACAGUGCCCAACAGUGCGAUCACUAUGCUAACGUAUGAAAUGCUCAUGAAGUGGCUAAACGCGCGGGACCCAUGAUAUAGAUGGCGCGCAUGCUCGACAACCUACGCCGGACGUACUCUCGCGUGAGUCGCACCAUUAGAGGAGGAUCUACAUACUGUACUGUAUUGUGCUGUAAUUACAUACCGCUAUCUCUCGUUCGUACCUCUUUUUGCUUUCAAUGUUCAUUUUAGUUGUAUCCAUACAUAACACUGAUUCGGCUCGCCUUCUAGGAACUGUUUAAACUUUGUGAUGAACCGAUCUUGUCACAAGCUUAAGCUUAUGUCGAGGUGUCUCCAGUAUCGACUGUUUGACACGCUUGCGAUCAUUUCAGGCAUCCUCAGUGCUGAAUCUCUCUCGUUAUCUCGUGUGUGAAGUGCCAAUACAUGCACGCGACGUAAUGGAAAGACAACUUUGACGAGGAAAGCCAAGUCCUAUUUCUUGGGCUGGGUCGUGAUUGUGGAUAGUGUGUGGCUUGAUGUGUCCGACAGGUCGUCCCUGGCUUGCGCACACUUCUCGUCAUGCCCGCAGACCGAUUCCGCAUCAUAACGGCGUCAUCAGGGCGCAAGCCAAAGUCGUCAUGGGCGUAAGCUGAGCGCUGAGCGUUGGAGUGGGCGGUCUGUGAUUAUGGGAACUACGAUGUGGGCGGAGACGGCGUUGCGAUACGAGAAUAGCCUCAAUACACAAAAAAAGACAAUUUUCAUCUUCUGGAAUGAAACUCGCAGGCGGCUGCGGCCAAUCACCUUGCAGGUGCUCUGAAUAGAAGAUGGACACAAACAAUACAAGUGGUAUCUUGGGAGUCAUUAAGCGAGAUGU
This is a messenger RNA of Somion occarium, 1829 nucleotides long. The record is from the annotation of a GenBank genome assembly. Lineage: Eukaryota; Fungi; Basidiomycota; Agaricomycetes; Polyporales; Cerrenaceae.